Penicillium robsamsonii is the source of this 570-nucleotide messenger RNA. RefSeq lists its product as uncharacterized. Bases 1 to 570 code for a protein of 189 amino acids. The transcript has a single exon. The record is from RefSeq and is a predicted model, not a curated record. Lineage: Eukaryota; Fungi; Ascomycota; Eurotiomycetes; Eurotiales; Aspergillaceae.
AUGUCUGAUCCAAGCGCUGAACUUCAAUCCGCUCUCCGCGGCCUAUCCAUAGGUGGAAAGGGCCCAGUGCAGGACGUUUCCCGACCAAACGUGAAAAAACUCUCAACAGCAGGCGUGACUCCAACCUCCAACCCCAAGAUACUCCGCAAACCGGUCGCAGAUUCCUGGGAAGACGAAGCAGACCUCUCCGCCCCGGAAGGCGAGGACGUCCAGCUCAAUGACGAAGACACUAUCCCAGUGCUCUCGCCAACCGUCAGUGCUGAAGGGCCGCUAGAUCCCCCACCGACACCUAUAUCCCCGCAGACAUCCGCUCCGUGGAUGGCGAGAGCUGCUUCUCCUGCUUCGGCGCAGGGCGCUCCUACCCGUCGCCCGGAGAAGCAAACUGCUGUUGCGGAGCGGAUGAUUGCCGGUGCUUUGGGGAUCCGCGCCCCGAAGCGGACGGAGCAGCAGCGUGCUUACGACCGCUCCGUUAAAGAGCAAGAAAUUCGGAGGCGAAAUCGCGAGCGCGAGGAGAAGGCUAAGGCUAAGGAAGAGGAGGAGAAGAUGAAGGCUUCUAUUUGGAGCAGCUAG